Messenger RNA from Amaranthus tricolor (Joseph's coat), 2059 nucleotides. Its product is annotated as glutamate decarboxylase. The transcript has 7 exons. The record is from RefSeq and is a predicted model, not a curated record. Gene Ontology annotation, molecular function: pyridoxal phosphate binding; glutamate decarboxylase activity. Gene Ontology annotation, biological process: L-glutamate catabolic process. Lineage: Eukaryota; Viridiplantae; Streptophyta; Magnoliopsida; Caryophyllales; Amaranthaceae. Bases 207 to 1709 code for a protein of 500 amino acids. Gene Ontology annotation, cellular component: cytosol.
AUAGCUCCACAUGACCACAUCACAACCAGUCCCCUAUUAAUAAAUUCUUACCAUUUUACUAAUCCAUUAAUCAACUUCCGCAUAAAUAGUCAUCUAUCCUAAUUCUUUUGUAUAAUAAUAAUAAGGUCAAGCUUCCUCCUUAUUCGCCAAUCCAUUUUUCUUCUUCUUUUCUUCCUCUUUCUUUGGAGUUUUUGUAAACAAAAAGAAUGGCGCUUUCUAAAGCUGCAUCUGAAUCUGAUGCUUCUGUUCAUUCCACCUUCGCUUCUAGAUAUGUUCGCGUUUGUCUUCCUAGGUUUAAGAUGCCGGAACAAUCGAUUCCGAAAGAAGCAGCGUAUCAGAUAAUAAACGAUGAGUUGAUGUUGGACGGAAAUCCGAGAUUGAAUUUGGCGUCAUUUGUGACGACAUGGAUGGAACCAGAGUGCGAUAAAUUAAUGAUGGAUGCCAUCAACAAAAAUUAUGUUGACAUGGAUGAGUACCCUGUCACCACUGAGCUUCAGAAUAGAUGCGUGAACAUGAUAGCCAACUUGUUUAAUGCACCACUUGGAGAUUCAGAGGUUGCUGUUGGAGUAGGGACAGUUGGGUCCUCAGAGGCCAUCAUGCUUGCUGGGCUCGCUUUCAAAAGAAGGUGGCAAAAUAAAAGAAAGGCUGCGGGUUUACCUAUUGACAAGCCCAACAUUGUCACUGGUGCCAAUGUUCAGGUUUGCUGGGAAAAAUUUGCACGGUAUUUCGAGGUAGAGUUGAAGGAAGUUAAGCUGAGUGAUGGAUACUAUGUGAUGGACCCAGAGAAGGCAGUUGAAAUGGUAGAUGAGAACACCAUUUGUGUUGCUGCUAUCCUUGGGUCCACUCUCAAUGGAGAGUUUGAAGAUGUUAAGAUGUUGAACGAUCUCCUAGAGGCCAAGAACCAAGAAACUGGAUGGGAUACACCGAUACAUGUAGAUGCAGCAAGUGGUGGUUUCAUUGCACCAUUUUUGUACCCAGAUUUGGUUUGGGACUUCAGAUUGCCAUUAGUGAAGAGUAUUAAUGUUAGUGGUCACAAGUAUGGACUUGUGUAUGCUGGUGUUGGUUGGGUUAUCUGGAGGAGUAAGGAAGACUUACCUGAUGAACUCAUCUUCCACAUCAACUACCUCGGAGCUGAUCAACCCACCUUCACUCUCAAUUUUUCCAAAGGAUCAAGUCAAAUUAUUGCUCAGUACUAUCAGCUAAUUCGCUUGGGUUUUGAGGGAUACAAGAACAUCAUGGAAAACUGCCAAGAGAAUGCCAUGAUCUUGAGGAAAGGAAUCGAAAAUACUGGUCGAUUCAACAUCAUAUCUAAGGACAUAGGAGUUCCACUGGUGGCAUUCUCCUUAAAGGAUAACAACCUCCACAACGAGUUUGAAAUCUCAGACAUGUUACGUAGGUUCGGAUGGAUUGUACCAGCUUACACCAUGCCCCCAGAUGCGCAGAAUGUGACAGUACUGCGUGUGGUUAUCCGAGAAGACUUCUCUCGAACCCUUGCUGAUCGGCUAGUUGCUGACAUCGAGAAGGUUCUGACCGAGUUGGAUGCUAUUCCUGCUCGUGCUAAUGCUAAGUUAGCUCUUGCAACUACUGAGGCCGAUGGUGAUAAUUCUAUGUCAAGGAAGAAGACUGCUUUACAGAUGCAAAUGGAGGUUUGCAGUAUUUGGAAGAAGUUCGUUGAUGAAAGGAAGUCGCGAACUAAUGGUGUUUGCUAAAUCUAACCAUUAUAUCCUACUUAUGCUAUGUUUAUUUAAUUUUCACAUUAUAAAGCACUCGUGCAUUGGUUUUGACCAAGAUUAAAGAUCUUUUUUCCUUUUUUUUUUUUUUUGAUGUGGGUUAGUUGAGUAUGGAUCAUGAUUGAAUGAUCAAUUCAUGAAUUUCUCUGAUUAAGGGGAUUAUUAAAAUAGAAUUCUAUAAAUACUUCUUUUUUCUAAUUGAUAAUAUGACAUUAUCAUGAUGAGAAGGAUAUACAAAAAUGUAGUAAUAGCACUUUGGUGCUGUGAUAGAAAUAUUUGUAACUGAGACGAACAAACUUAUUGUUAUAUGUCGAUGAUUUUGAGUUGAA